AUGAGUAGCCCCAUGGACACUGUCACGGAAAAAGCAAUGGCAAUCAACAUGGCGCUUCUAGGCGGCAUCGGUGUAAUCCACUACAACCAGCCUGCCGAGGAACAGGCAGCCAUGGUACGCGCCGUAAAGCGUCACGAAAAUGGAUUCAUCUCGGAUCCUGUCGUUCUCGGUCCAGAUGACACGGUCGCCGAUGUCUUGGAUAUUAAAGCUCGACUUGGCUUUUGCGGUAUCCCCAUCACCUCAACGGGAUCCCUAGGUGGUCAGCUACUCGGUAUCGUCACCUCUCGCGAUAUCCAGUUCCACGACCCGUCCACGCCACUCAAAACGAUCAUGACCACCGACCUCGUCACUGCUCCCUCUGGAGUCACGCUCCUCGAGGCUAAUAACGUACUCAGAGAUUGCAAAAAGGGAAAACUUCCCAUCGUCGAUGCGUCUGGACGCCGUCUCCCUUCUCGCCCCUCUGCUGCGGCUGCAAUCGGAACGCGCCUAGCUGACCGCGAUCGUCUGGCCUUGCUCGUGGAAGCAGGGCUUGACAUUGUCAUCCUAGACUCGAGUCAGGGUAACUCGAUCUAUCAGAUUGAAAUGAUCCAAUGGAUCAAACAAAAAUGGCCAGAUCUCGAGGUUGUAGCCGGAAACGUUGUUACGCGUGAACAGGCUGCCAAGCUUAUUCAUGCAGGAGCCGAUGCCCUUCGUGUUGGUAUGGGUAGUGGGUCGAUUUGUAUCACCCAAGAGGUCAUGGCCGUCGGUCGUCCGCAAGCUACAGCCGUCUACCAAGUCGCCGAAUUCGCAUCCAAGUUUGGCGUACCAGUCAUUGCGGAUGGAGGCAUAUCCAAUGUUGGUCAUAUCGUCAAGGCACUCGCAAUGGGUGCGAGUGCUGUCAUGAUGGGUGGUCUCUUAGCCGGUACAGAGGAGGCCUUGGAGAGUACUUUACCACGAGGGCAAACGAGUCAAGGCGUAUCGUGGAAUGGGAGCAUCGAGGCUAUGGAGCAGCGCAGCGUCGGUGCAAAGGCACCUGGUCCCCAACCGGUGAGACAAAGAAAAGGUGGCCCAAAAGUCAACGGCGCAAAGGAGACUGGAAAUGCAGCGACGGCUCGAUACUUCUCCGAGACGUCUGCGGUCAAAGUCGCACAGGGUGUCAGCGGAGACGUUCAGGACAAGGGCUCGAUUCACAAAUUCCUCCCAGUCUCAGUCGAAACUGGCUUACUAACGUUUGUGGAAAAAAGGUACUUGCACACAGGACUACAACAUUCACUUCAGGACGCCGGUCAACAGUCGAUCGCAGCUCUCCAAGAGGCUUGUAUAUAUACUCCAUUCUUUCAAUUCAAACUCAUUGUACAAGCUUCCGCAGGUCAGACAUGCUCGAAUGUCGAUACGGCAUCCUCGGCUUCAGUAGUCGACGUCUUCCACUUGAAUACAUCGCCGAGUCACCGACGCCAGAAGUGGAACCUGACACAGCGCGCGCCGGAGAGUUGGUUUGAAGGUGGAUUGCGACGACCAUAUAGGAGGACGACGAUGACCCCCAAAACUCUCCAGAUACUCGUGUUGUGGCUUCCGUUCGCUAUUGCUAGCCUCGUCAAGGCAGUUCCAGUCGUUCAAACAACGUCGGGCAAAGUGAAAGGAAAGGCCGUCUCGAAUACGACCAACGCCUAUUUGGGCAUUCCUAUGCUCAACCUAACCUCCGUUGGGCCACUUCGUUUCUAG
Molecule: messenger RNA, 1701 nt
Organism: Serendipita indica DSM 11827
Lineage: Eukaryota; Fungi; Basidiomycota; Agaricomycetes; Sebacinales; Serendipitaceae
Source: the annotation of a GenBank genome assembly